AGAAAAACGCUUCUUUCGGCGCUCUAAAUCGGGGGAUAUUCUUGCUAAGAAUCCAGUGGUGAGAUCCAAAAGUUACAACAAUCCUUUGUUGACUCCCGUAGCCGAGUAUGAGACAGAAGGCGCCACUGCCAACAGCUCCGGCAUCCGACGACAUUCGGUUUCAGAAAUGACCUCCUGCGGUGAGAUGCCGGGCUACUCCAAUCUCACGACCAUCACAGACAGUGGAUCCAAGAGCUCCAUGCUCACCAUGAAGAUCCUGCCGGCAGGAGAACAGGAGAGGAUUUCUGCUGGUUCGAUGCAAUGCGUGUCUGAUCAAUCCAAAGGACUCUUCUACCCCACAGAAAACCCGGCCAGGGCCUUUGAGUUAGGCCGGGAUUCGGAUUUACUCGCCAUUGCUCCCACAGCCAGCCCUGAGAACAUAGUGGACCAGAUUUUAGAAUCGAUUGAUUCCGAUUCAGAUGGGAUUUUCAUUGAUUUCGGCCAAAACAGCUCUGGCUCUCCGGGAUACAAUAUGGAUGUGAGCAGGCAAAGCAUGGUCUGAAGGAGUCGUGGAAGUCCGCCGGCUUUGUGUGCGUGGAGUAAGCACUCUGCCUACUCUUCCAAGCCAGAUGAAGAGGAUGAUCUCACCGCAGAGAAAAUAAGGAUUAUCCUGGCUUGGGAAAAGGGUGGCGGCCACUGAAUCUUUGUGGUCAGGUUACAUCUGUUUAGGCUAGGUUCAUAAAGUCACACACUGUCCAUCCGUGACCAGGCUGAGUUAUGGGUAGCGAUGGAGCUUAGGUUGUGCAUCCGGGUUGAACUGAACCAAAGGAUAACAAGCCUGAGAUACUGUCUGGCCUUCAACCUCCCUUAAGGUCCUUCAUAGGUGCCCCCUCCUCCUAGGGAUGUGAUUUGCUUCCCAUUGUUGUCUUCUUUCCCAGUGUUUUUUCCAAUUCAGCUCACUGCCUAGUAUCUCCUUCCUCAGAAUUCUCCUUUCCUGCAGGAGUCAGCCAAGUAGAAGAAGCAGGAAGUCAGUUGCCAGUUAUUCUUCCAAUGGAUGCUCUUGGUGUAGAGUAGAACGUGGAUGACUUCCCCAAAAUCCCAGUGUGAUAGUUUGGGAUAGGAAUAGGCAGCCUUUGGCACUCAAGCACAGCACAGGUCUGUUGAGUGAUGAAUUAAGACUAGCACAGGUGUGUACAUACCUAUAUGUACACACUUGCAUGUAUCUAGUCACUCAUGUGAAAGCAAGGGUGGCAUCAUCAACUUCGCUGGAGAAAGAUCUUAAAGUCUCCUCCUUGUUUGCCUCUGCUGUCCCAGCCAUGGCCAGUUUUCAGAAUGGCCCUCUUGUUGUGCAGCCCUCCUCUCAAAGGAGAAGACAGUUCUGUUGUUGGGACACGUAGAAGAGUCACAGCAGUCAUGGAGUCCCCUCUAUCAGAUCUCGGUGGCUGGACGAUUUUAGUUUACCCUUAUCGAAAUGAUUGAGCAGGAAUGAAAAGAAUGUCAAAUCGUCUGUGAGGACCAGAUGGGCUGGAAGUAAGAGGAAACCCAAUUCUCCUUUUGAUUGGACGGCAUUGCAAGAGAGCGUGAGGGUUUCACAGCUUCCUGGGUUAACUUCUGAACGUCUCCUUUCAUUUACUCAAGAAUUGAGAGUUGUUUUAUAUUGUUCCCCUUUCCAGGAAUUAAGUAAGGACAGCAUUUUGGGCACUGAUGGGAUUAAAAAAAAAUUACCACUGGUUCCGUGGGCGUGGCAUGGCUUGGUGGGUGUGGCAGGGGAAGGAUGCUGUAAAAUCUCCAUUCCCUCCCCACCGCUCUAACCUGCUUUCCAGCUCCGUUCUUCUGUGCGGGGCAAAAGACCGAGCCAAUCAGCUGGGACUCGGGAGGCAGAGAAUAGAUGGGGGCGGGGCCAGCCAGAGGUGGUAUUUGCCGGUUCUUC
Molecule: messenger RNA, 1909 nt
Organism: Thamnophis sirtalis
Lineage: Eukaryota; Metazoa; Chordata; Lepidosauria; Squamata; Natricidae
Source: RefSeq, a predicted model, not a curated record